Molecule: messenger RNA, 888 nt
Organism: Bombyx mandarina (wild silkworm)
Lineage: Eukaryota; Metazoa; Arthropoda; Insecta; Lepidoptera; Bombycidae
Product: dual specificity protein phosphatase 23
Biological process (GO): protein dephosphorylation
Source: RefSeq, a predicted model, not a curated record
CGCCUUUACCACGGUCAGUCAACACGCGGAGAUCGCACGCUAAACCGGCCAGUGUUCGAUAAAAAAAACUUUUUUAAAUCAGUGAUAAUCAAACACACAGCCAUGGCAGACGAUGAAUACCAACACAUAGUGACUAGAGUAGAAGCAAUAACGGAACAAGAUGAUAGGCAUUUAGCUGGUGCAACGAAAGAAAUAAGAAAUGAUUUAACCGUUAUUAUACCAGAAAAUCCGUUUCCAGAUAUCGAAGUCGAUGCGUAUCCACCUCUCAAGUUUUCAUGGGUCAUUCCCAAAAAAAUUUCGGCUAUGGCCUUUCCUAGGAACAAGGAGAAUUUAAAAUUCUUAGUAAAUCAAGGAAUAACGCAUUUGGUGACAUUAACAGCUGGAAAAAAACCUCCUGUAGAUGAUAUUCCUAGACUGAAGUGGACAGAAGUACCUAUUGAAGAGUUCGAGUUGCCGUCAGUUGAACAAAUUAAGAAGUUCAUGGAUGUAUGCAAAAGGGCUGAUAAAAAUGGAGAGGUAUUGGGGAUCCAUUGCCGGCAGGGUCGGAGCAGGUCCGGCGUGAUGCUGGCUUGCUACUUGGUACACUUCCACCGUUUCCUACCAGAUCAAGCUGUUAAUGCUAUCAGAAUGAUAAGACCUGGGUCAUGUGACUUUCCUGAGCACGAGGAAGCUGUGGGUAAAUAUUUCGAGUAUCUCACUGAGGACAACCCUCUAAAAUUCGGCGUCGGUGGAGAUGUCAUGGAGGAGUUCAUUGACGCCGCAAAAGAAGCCACGAAGAAAGUUCUUAAUUAAUGUUUUUGUUAUCUGUGAUCCAAUGUACCUGAUGAGAUUGUCUUUUUGUUUUAAUUAGGUAUUAUUAAACGAAUACAUACACAAACAAUAUAUAAA